CAAACACGAAGAGUAAGCAGAACUGUGGGAAAUGCCAAAAAACUGUAGGAAUUUUUCCAUUCAGAUAAAACGGUUGAAAAUCAAUGUUCGAAGAAAAUCAAGAUAUUGCUCUCGGAUAAUGGCUGUGGAGAACAUUGCUCUCGGAUAAUGGCUGUUUAGAAAAAAUGAAUCUUUUGGUCCACAUUCUAAGUGUUUUGAUUCUCAUUGGCAUCGCAAUUGCUAGUGAAUAUUGUUCCUCAUCGUUAUGCAGCAGUGGGUCACAUAUAGCCUGUGAUCACAGUGGGGAUUUUGAUUCAUCGUGUCCUUCAGAUGCUGCCAUGGUCGAAAUCGAUUCAUCCUUAAAAGACGCCAUUAUCAAAUACCACAAUGAGAAACGAAAUUUGGUAGCCGGAGGAGAAGCUGCUAACCAUGAUGCUGCUUGUCGCAUGGCUACCAUGGAAUGGGAUGAUAAAUUGGCAUACUUGGCUACACUUAACGUACGUCAGUGCAAAAUGGCUCAUGACGAUUGUCGUAAUACGGACACAUUUAAGUACGCCGGUCAAAAUUUAGCCUGGAGGACAUUCUCGAGCGAACCAAAUUACAUUGAAUUGGCAAAUACCAGCAUGGACAUGUGGUACGAUGAAGUGGAACACAGUAAUAUGGUUUACAUUAACUCUUACCCCGAAAACUACGACGGACCUGAUAUUGGACACUUCACAGUAAUGAUGAAUGGACCCAACAAUCGCCUUGGUUGCGCUGCUGCCACUUACGAAGCUGAUGAUCCCUCAAAGCAAACUUUUUUGAUUGCUUGUAAUUAUGCCAGAACCAACGUCGCUGGAUUAGCUGUUUAUGAAAGUUGCAGUUCGGCAGGGUCAUCUUGUACCACAGGCGAAAAUUCUGAAUAUCCCAAUUUGUGUUCAACAUCUGAAGAAUAUGACGUCAAUGAUUUGUCUUAAAUAGUUAUAUAAUAAUUCGGUUUUUGUCCGGUGUGCUUCGCUACACUCUAAAAUUGUGUUAGAAAAUAAAUAUUUCUCAAAGCAUUGUGAAGCUUGUACACAGAA
This is a messenger RNA of Stomoxys calcitrans (stable fly), 1040 nucleotides long. RefSeq names its product antigen 5 like allergen Cul n 1-like. The record is from RefSeq and is a predicted model, not a curated record. The coding region runs from base 165 to 935 and encodes 256 amino acids. The transcript is spliced from 5 exons. NCBI's taxonomy places the organism in Eukaryota, Metazoa, Arthropoda, Insecta, Diptera, Muscidae.